Messenger RNA from Pteropus alecto (black flying fox), 3231 nucleotides. RefSeq names its product torsin family 3 member A (gene TOR3A). The record is from RefSeq and is a predicted model, not a curated record. Gene Ontology annotation, molecular function: ATP hydrolysis activity; ATP binding. Gene Ontology annotation, cellular component: endoplasmic reticulum lumen; nuclear envelope. The transcript has 6 exons. The annotation marks the transcript as partial. Lineage: Eukaryota; Metazoa; Chordata; Mammalia; Chiroptera; Pteropodidae.
UCCAAACGGUACUGGGCGCUCUUCGCCCGCCGCGUGUGGCCCGAGGCCUGUGAGCAGGACGAGGAGGCCGCCGCGGGGCCGCAGGGCUGGUGCCUUCCCCUGUUGAGCCGGCAGUACCUGGAUGCCCUGAUCUCGUGGUACUGCAGCUUCCAGGACUGCUGCGGGGGUGGGGACUGCAGGAUCACCAACAACUUCACAGGCCUGGAGUCAGACCUGCGUGUGUGCCUGCACGGCCAGCAUCUGGCCCAGGAGCUGGUUCUGACAACAGUGAGGAGCUACUUAGAGCUGCCCCGUCCAGACAAGGCCCUGGCUCUGUCGUUCCACGGCUGGUCUGGCACAGGCAAGAACUUCGUGGCUCGGAUGCUGGCAGAGAACCUGUACCGGGAUGGGCUGAGGAGUGACUGUGUCAAGUUGUUCAUCACCACAUUGCACUUCCCCCACUCCAAGGACUUGGACCUAUACAAGGAGUGGCUGACAGACCAGAUGAGGGAGACGCAGGAGCACUGCCACCAGACCCUGUUCGUUUUCGACGAGGCAGAGAAGCUGCACCCAGGGCUGCUGGAGGCCCUCGGGCCACACCUGGAACUCCAGGCCCCUGACAACCUCAGGGCUGAGCCUCCGAGGACCAUCUUUCUUUUCCUCAGUAACCUUGGGGGCAGCGUCAUCAAUGAGGUGGUCCUGAGGCUGCUUGAGGCUGGCUGGUCCCGGGAAGAAAUCACAAUGGACCAGCUGGCGCCCCAGCUCCAGGCUGAGAUCGUGGCAUCCACAGACAGCGGCUUUGGCCACAGCCGUCUUGUGAAGGACAACCUGAUUGACUUCUUUGUCCCCUUCCUGCCACUGGAGUACCGCCAUGUGAGGCUGUGUGCACGCGAUGCUUUCCUGAGCCAGAAGAUCCCAUACACAGAGGAGGACCUGGACGAAAUCGCCAACAUGAUGGUGUACAUCCCCCAGGAGAAAAAAAUCUUCUCUUCCCAGGGCUGCAAAUCGAUUUCCCAGAGAAUUAACUAUUUCUUACCUUGAGGGUUGGAUGAAAAUGUCCCGAAGCUGCCUUCCUUCCACUAACAGGACCCUGAAGCCAGCUGGCACCUCCACGCUCCAGCACACAGGUACUGUGUAAAAGGCAGGCCUUAAAUCAGAAGUCGAGCCAAUUUGUAAAAUCACUUGGUGCCUUGAAGAGCCACAAUCCAAAGUGGUGGUGGCUGGAGGAAGCCACCUGGGACUCAAAUCCCAAGGGCUUAUGAGCAUCUCAGUUCUUGCCUGCAGCUGCUCGCACUCGGGCGUGGGGCCUGCGGUGCCAGAGCAUCAGUGGCAGGGAGGGGAAGAGGUGUGCUGCUUACGGGCGGCAGAGCCUGCGCCUCGGGUGCGCUGGCUCGGGGGUCAUUUAUUCCCGCGGGAAGCCGAGCAGCUGUCAGCAGAUCAGCAAAGAGCCUCAGGCUGAAGUAAAAGGUGCACAGAAUCAUCUUUUUUAAAAAAUCAUGCCAGUGUAAACUAAGAUUUGUUCUGCUUUGCAGAUUUGAAGAUUUUUAAAGUUAAACAUUAAAACUUUGUAUUUUUCUAAAAACCUUCAGCCUGAUUUCUUCACGAGACCUAGUAGUACUGUUCACUCAACAGAAUUCUGAACGCCAGGUAACACGCACAAGCGCAGGCGCGGGCACUCACCGGGCCUACAGGCGACCGGUCUGCCACCUGACUUCCGCUGCUUUGCUGAGCUGGGUUACUUCGACCACGUACUGAGAAGGCCCCCUCCCAUAGCAUAUUGGUCUCAUGUGUGAAAACAUCUCCCAGCUUUAAAAAGAAAGUCGUUUCUGAGGACUGAAUGGCCAAGUUCAGUUGUGCCCCUACACAGGAGGUGCUCACGUGUUUUUUCCUUCUCUUGGUCUUCCUUUGAUGCUUCCAGAACCUUUUAUAUUUGUCAUCACUUCAGGUAGCAUCUCUUAUUUGAAACCCUCCCCAACUUUCUCACCAUUCACCUUGCUGAAACGCUUCUGUCUCCACCCCACCUCAGGCUUCACUGCACUCAUCCACUCCAACACCUGCCUGUUGGCGUCCAGCCGGAGCCACGCCAGGCACUUGGGAAAUACUCGCAGUGCAUGAAAGGAGCGGAGUUCCACGCCUCUCACGGGACCAAAGCACACCUGGCCUAAUGGCACAAUAAAACGGGGGCCGGUUUAGCUGCCGGAGCAUCCUGGGAAUACACAGGCCGCCCGACAGCAGUGCAUGUUCCCGCUCUAAACCCAACAUACACUUUAAGAGGCACAUUCUCCAGCUUUAAGUCUCAGAGCCACAGAACAGCUGACGUCCUCUUAGCACUGGCCAGCCAUGUUCCAUGUCACAAAUCUGGGGUCUAAGCUCCUCACACUGCAGGAACCAAGACGAGCAGGGCGCACAGUCGCCCGAGCACUUCUACGAAUCAGAUUGCUGAGUGCUGGGGCUCGGCCGCCUGCCACUGUGAGGCCGUGGAAUGCGGUCACCCUCGGCUUAACCUUGGCUUACACUUUGGCAAAGUGAGUGUCACUGGACUUACCUCAGAGGGUUGCUGUGAGGAUUAAAUUAGUUGAUCCUUAUGAAGUGCUCAGGAUGCAGAGCUUUAGGCGUUUACCAACGGACACCUGGUAAACCCGCUGUCGGUGGCACCGCGGCUGGGCCUCAGCCUCUGUCUGGUCCUCGGCUCCCUGCUGGCCGAGGCUGGUUUCAGGUAACUGACGUCUGAGGACUCACCUGCCGUGCCACGCCCGGUGCUAGGCCCUCUGCAGCUGCCAUCGUGUGUCAUCCUAACACUGUAACAGACACCAAAUUCAUCACUUAAUGAAUGCGAAAAUGCGGGCUGAGGUUACGUGUCCCGCACAGUCACGAAGUUCUAGUCACUGGAGCGGUCAGGGUUCGACCCAGGUGGUCCAACCCCAGCACCGAUACUUUGCAGACUUGCUUCUAAUUUCCAGAUUUCCUCAGCAAAAAUGAAAUGAGAGAACAUUUCCUUGGCAAAUGGCACAGCCUCAGGUGUGGAGAACGUCACCGUAACACAGAGGGAGGGGAUACAGUGAGGGGUCUUCUCUGCAAACUGAAACAGCUCCCCCCGCCCCCCCAACCCAAAAGUGAGCGGGAGAGAAGGGUGGAAAAGGGGUAUGUGGGGAGGGGCAUAGGCUGGCGGCCGACAGCCAUUCUAACUGGACCUCACGUGGGCACCGCUGGAGUCUACCCUACUCAUACCUAAUUAAAACCUGACUUCUAAAA